Aspergillus puulaauensis is the source of this 1992-nucleotide messenger RNA. Its product is annotated as Zn(II)2Cys6 transcription factor domain-containing protein. Gene Ontology annotation, molecular function: DNA-binding transcription factor activity, RNA polymerase II-specific; zinc ion binding. The transcript is spliced from 2 exons. The record is from RefSeq and is a predicted model, not a curated record. Bases 1 to 1992 code for a protein of 663 amino acids. Gene Ontology annotation, biological process: regulation of DNA-templated transcription. NCBI's taxonomy places the organism in Eukaryota, Fungi, Ascomycota, Eurotiomycetes, Eurotiales, Aspergillaceae.
AUGAUAUCUAGACGCCGCCAAAACACCAGCUGCGAUCCAUGCCGUCGCGCAAAACGGCGCUGCUUCUUCGCGCUGUCCGCCAAUGCGCCGGCCGAGAUCCGCUGCGUCAACUGCGAGCAUCGCAACCGGUCCUGCACCUUCGAGUUUGCAGCAUCAAAGGCAAUUUCCCAGAGGCCAGCGACCGGGCUCGAGCGUGGAAGCGAAAAUAGCCUGCUCCACUUGCCACGAGUGGAAGCACAGCCCGCCAGUGAUUCAGAUGUCUGGGCCUCGUGGCUGGACAUGGAUGCUGGCCAAUAUAAUCCCGAGAACAAUCAGUCCACCUUCUCGGAUCUUGUUGAUCCGUGCUUAAACAUUACAGGUACUGGUACUGAGGAUCAGUUCUUACGCAGAACAGAGAGAUCUCCAGGCUCUGCGGGAUAUCUCGGUCAACCAAUUGUUGGCGGCUCGCCGAACAGUCCAAUCUACUUAUUAAACACAAAACUGGAUGCAACGAUUCUCGAGGACCGUCUAUCCUGCAUCCACAAUGCCAUUGUGACCGGCUGCGCAUCCAGAUUUGUUGACUUUGAGUGUAACCUAUAUGCGACAGCCUCUCGGUAUCAACUAGAUGGCAGUGAAAUACAGGCUCCAAAAACAAGUCAUUUAUCGGAAGAGUCUAUCUGCGCCAGCCGCUGGAGCCGCGGAAAGGAACAGGCUUUUCUUUCAAUGACCUCGCUUGGCAUUGUACGCUUCCUAGACCAUUUCAGUGGACUUUAUGGGAACCGGCUCUCCCCGUAUGAUAAAAGACUCUCGGCCAAGGCAUUUAAGGCGGUGCUUCGGGCCUUCUCGAUGCAGUGGCUUUCCACUGACCGUGAAUCAGUAAGCUCACUAAGUAAUGCAUACCAUGAUACAUGGUUCCACGCGAGAUCGAUUUUGCAGAGCGCGCAAUCCGUAAAAUCCUUCAGGGUUAUCUACGCUAUCCUGCUCUUCGACGGGAUUGCCAUUCCGGGAAAGCCGAAAUCUAUCGCACCCCAUGAAUUUCUAAAUACCGGACUGGAGAGUCUUCAGUAUCUGCAACGACUUGUGAAUGAAUAUUGCGCCAUACUCGGGCCCCAUUCUACAUAUAGUUCUCUCCUGGAAGCCAGCUUGAGUGUUGUUUCCUGGGCUGGGUAUAUCCGCGAUAUCGGCGCUGCUCUGACGGGAAGUCAUUCCUGUAAGCUUCCAUCUGCGGUGUAUACAAAGGGAAAGCCGCAGGACAUCAUUCAGUCUGGUACGGUCGGAGACAGUUUAACUCUGGGGCUGUCUCGCGAUGCCACAUACCAAGACCUAGAUGACAGUAUUCCGGCUAUAUGUCGCAGAGCAGUCGCGAACGCCUUUCACGUCUGGAGACAGAUCAUCAGAGUAAAGGAGUUGGCUCAGGAUUCUCCAGUAUCUGUUUCUGAAGUUGUCUCCACGAUUGCUGCAGUGAAAGAGUUCAAUCAGAUAUUCCGCCCGUUCAUGAGUCGUUGUAUAGAAACCCUCGAGCACCUCUCUACCGGCUCAAAAGCCUCUUCUGUAUCGAUAAUAUUAUUCUGGGACCUCGGCGUCCUUAUCCUCGCUGAAUCAAUCAUCGACACAGACCUUGUAUCACAAAUCCAACCCUACCGUCUUGAAGCAAUCUCUUCAGUCACUGAAACAGCCCAGCGCCUGCUCUCCCUAUCUCCAGAGGAAGCCUUCAACAUCCAGCACGGCUUACGUGUAGACGUUCCUAUCAUCUCCUACCAUAUCACCCCGAGCUUAACUGCAACGACAUUUGAAAAAGCCAUCGAGGCGAUGAUUAAUGUCCGUCUCUCUGCUGUGGAUGAUGAACAGGAUAAUGUGUCGAACUGGAAAGAGAAAAUAGACAUCCUCAUGAAAUCACUGGCGUCGCUCGAUGCUACGAUCGGUGGGGAACAGGCCACCAAGGCUGCAUUUAGCUCUUUAAUGCGAAGACAUGGCGAUGUGCUGUCUGAGUGCUGGACUGAGUUUACCAUGUAA